Molecule: messenger RNA, 2435 nt
Organism: Cephus cinctus (wheat stem sawfly)
Lineage: Eukaryota; Metazoa; Arthropoda; Insecta; Hymenoptera; Cephidae
Product: orcokinin peptides type B
Exons: 5
Coding region: 1306-1863 (185 amino acids)
Source: RefSeq, a predicted model, not a curated record
CCGCUCUAAUUAAUAUAAUAAUAAAACGAUGAUUUGUUUUCACGAGGAAGACUCCCUUUCGCUAUCAGGUGUGACUAAAAUCAAAGAACAUCAAAAAGAGAGUCAAGUAAUGCGCGCCAGCAAACUCAUGGAUGACGGGUAAACAAAAAGGAAGAAUGCAGAGAAAGCGAGAAGAAAAUUUCAAUUAAUUUACGAUGCUGGCAGAAGUGAGAUAAUGAUUGCGAGAGAUCAAUACCUUCAAUGAUCUUUCUACCAACGUGUAACAUGGAAUUUGUCUUUUUCAUAGUUUAAUACCUUUAUACCCGCUACUGCGAAUUUUCAAGAUAAUAUAUCUAUAUAUCGUGCUAGAUACUAAUUAAACGUACGUGUAACGUAUCGCGUAUUAAUGACCGCUAGAUAGAACGACAGGAAACUAACGAUAUAAAUCUACAGCUAAUCCUAUAGGGAUUUGCUGAAAAGCUUGGUCAACCGCCUACCAAUCUAGUAAUAUUAAAAACCACACAGCCCUUAUUUGUAGGAUUCUUUAGAAUUUUCCUAUUCUAUAUGAAUAUAUAUACAUAUACACUAGAUAGAUAUAUCUAUAUGUAAAAAAAGAAAACGUCAUAGAAUAGCGAGGGUGCUUCAAGGUCCUAGUCUCAAAUUUCAUCAUCAGACUGCCUCAUUUUCACCGACCCCUGGAAAUUGGUCAGGGUCGUACGGUUUUGACGAUUCCGAAUAAUUUCCAUUAAUCAACCAACGUAAAGAUAUAUCCUUUCUUCUGUAUUUUCUUAACUGCAUCCUCCCUUCUCAAUUCGAGUUGCUUCCCUGACUUCCUUUUAUCUGUUAAAAGAAAAUUGCUCCAUCACCUAUCGUCAAUCAUAUCGUGUCUUUCGCCCACGCUGGACCAGUUGCCAUUUCCAUCUUCUUUCCCGGCUGUAGACUGGAAAUUUGUAAAUGUGACGUCACAUCCUUCGGAUAAGACUAAGAGCAACGAUCGUGUCUAAUCGACAGAAAAAUCAUAUCAAGGCAAUUAGACCAUUCAAAAGUUAUAAGAAUCCAUCGGAGUGCGUAGCAAGUCAUAUCUAAUCGUGAAGAGGUCGUGCGUGCGCGCGCACUCUGGUACCCCUUCGUCGUUUCACCCUCAUCGCUAGUGACUAUAUAUUUCGGGGAAACACGCGACCCCGACACUGCACUCUCCACGCGUUUGCACGCUGUGACCAACCACCAACAACCCCAUUGAGUAGUCAGUGUCAAAUUCCACGACAUCCCUGCGCCAGCCCGUUUUCUCUUGAAAGGGAAGAACAACCUUCCUCAGGAUCAACUAUCAUGUGCACCAUGUCACGUUUUGGAAUCGUCACUCCAAUCAGCGCAAUCUUUCUGAUUGCAGUAGCCGGCUGCAUUUAUGCUGCACCGACACAGUAUCAAAACGAAAUCAUGGAGGCCGACCCGAGGGUUUAUUCUCAGCCUGAACUUGCUGAAGCACUGGCCAGGCAUUAUGAGGCUCUCGCAGUGUCAGCAGGUGGAACCGGACCACGUAACCUGGAUGGUAUCGGCGGUGGUCAUCUUCUUCGUCAGACACGACGCGGCUUGGAUUCCCUAUCAGGUGCAACCUUCGGCGAGAACAAGAGGUUCGACUCCCUGAGUGGCGCCACCUUCGGCACGCAAAAACGCAACUUCGACGAGAUCGACCGGAGCGCAUUCAACGGCUUUGUCAAGAAGAACUUUGACGAAAUCGAUCGUAGCAGUUUUGACAGUUUUGUCAAACGAAACUUCGACGAGAUCGACCGCGUUGGUUGGGGCGGUUUUGUCAAACGACGACUCCUCGACGCCUACCUGCGUAACAACAAAAACAACAACAUCAACAGCGUUAAUGAACAACACUAGAAAUAGGAUUAACAUAGGCUAUCGAUCUCAGCACAUCUUACAACCUGUCAGAUUUCUUGCGUUCCUCGUCCUGGCGUUUGUUGCUGUUGAGAACAAUUGGAUACCAAUGUAUUAGCACAAUCAGUACACUGCAGUAGAUACUAAAAUACUAUACCAUAGUCGUACACGCUAAGACGAGGUAGUUAAUAAUUUAUUAUUAAUAACUAUAUAAUUAAUUUUCAAAAUUAUUUAUGUAUUUCUUUACCUUUUUUUGUUUUCUUUGUAAAAUCCAUCUUCUCCCUUGACUCCUUCGGAGACCGCUCCAGUAUUCUAGGUGUUAAUGUGUCUUAUGAAUUAUUCGAAAGCACUAAUUAUGUCAGAGUCAAUGAUAUGAAUGUACCUUCGUCCCGUUAAUGAGAAUUAAUCGGUUGACUCUUUGUUUCCUUGAUGAAAAUAUGAAGCCAUCCUCUGUGCGUAUGGCUGGAUAGAUAGAUGAAAGAUGAAUCAUUUGCCUUGAGCGAUGAUCUCUUCCCGUUUAUUGCGUUGACAACGAUUGUAAUGAUUAUGAUAGAAUAAAAGGCAGUAUUAGUUAA